Harmonia axyridis is the source of this 1109-nucleotide messenger RNA. Its product is annotated as PIH1 domain-containing protein 1-like. The transcript is spliced from 6 exons. NCBI's taxonomy places the organism in Eukaryota, Metazoa, Arthropoda, Insecta, Coleoptera, Coccinellidae. Gene Ontology annotation, cellular component: R2TP complex; ribonucleoprotein complex; cytoplasm. Bases 112 to 1014 code for a protein of 300 amino acids. Gene Ontology annotation, biological process: rRNA processing; box C/D snoRNP assembly. The record is from RefSeq and is a predicted model, not a curated record.
GUUUGACUUUCAGGAUAUCUAUGUUCUAAGGUUUGAAUUAACCUCAACCAAACAAAUUAAGAAUACAAACAAAAACUCACUUCUCGUUUUUGGAAGAAAGAAAACAUAGUGAUGUCUAAUUCAGUUUUUCUGGAAGUAGAUUCUUCUAUCAAGGAGAAUCAGUUGAAAUUAGUUACAGACGAAACUGAACAGGAUUUUCAAAAAUUCCUAUCAGAAAAAGAAUCUGAAUUUCCAUCUAAAUACAUUCAACCAUUCCCAGGUUUUUGUGUAAAAACUAAGGAUUCAUUGGGUGAUAAAUUCUUUUUAAAUAUUUGUCAUAACGAAGCUAUACCUACCCCUCCGACAGAUAUAACUAAUUUAAGAGCUGAAGAUGUUCUUGAGAAAGAUAUCACAGAGUUUCGUGUACCUAUGAGUAUAGGCACAGUACGCCCAGAGAAGGAUACCAAAGGAUUAGAGUGCAAGGCUUGUGAUAUUGUUAUCAAUUCCUUAUUCUAUAAGAAAAUUGAAUACGAUUCAAACUGGAAAAAUUUCGUGCUAACAAUUGUUUUUGAAGCCCUUAAAGAAAAAUAUCAGAUAGAUUGUAUUGAAGAAGAUAAAAUUAUAUUAUCCAACAGGAGACACCUUGGAAAUAUUCAAAAACAUAAAAUUCAGGAUCGAGACAUGGCAAAGGAAAUGGGACUCGAUUAUAAAGACUUGAAUAAUUUAAAAGAAAAAACACCUAAAAUACAAAUGUUAUCGUCUGCUCAUUUCGAAGCUAAGGUGCCAAAAUACCGCUUGUACAAGAAAACUUUCAAGCAAAAUUGUCUUAUUGGUGAAUUCAUAUUUCCUGAUGUGAUUUCUGGAAAUGAACUAAAAUUGGAUUUAGGAGAAGACAGAAUAAUUAUUGAAUGUGAGCAAAAAAACUAUCUCUUAGAUAUAUUCCUUCCAGUUAUUGUGAGCCCAUAUAAAUCAAGUUCCACGUUCGAUAAAGCAACAAAGAUUAUUACCAUAAUUAUGCCUCUAGUAGGUGGAUGAAAAAGUCUGUGGAAGUAUUUGUCAUAAAUUAAAUAUUUGGAAGUAUAAAAAGUUUAAUGUUUUUGAUUAAUAUAUUUCUGUUGUAGAUUUUUUAA